Molecule: messenger RNA, 7319 nt
Organism: Anarrhichthys ocellatus (wolf-eel)
Lineage: Eukaryota; Metazoa; Chordata; Actinopteri; Perciformes; Anarhichadidae
Gene: gbf1
Product: golgi brefeldin A resistant guanine nucleotide exchange factor 1
Exons: 21
Coding region: 1222-4380 (1052 amino acids)
Biological process (GO): regulation of ARF protein signal transduction
Molecular function (GO): guanyl-nucleotide exchange factor activity
Source: RefSeq, a predicted model, not a curated record
GAACAGGUGUGCCUAAUAAAGUGGCCGGUGAGUGUAUAUGAUAUAAAAGUGCCAGUGACCAGGUAAGAGGCCUGUUGAUGAAGGUGCAUGUUUUACAGUCUGAUGGCUUGAGGAGUAAAGGAGUUCUUACAUCUACUUAUUCAGAUUCUUUAUGAAGAGGUCUCUUUCCCCGGCUCAGGUUGCUGCUGUGUCUAAAAUUGGAGUGAAGGUUUGAUGUACAUGCUCAGGGCUAUUUCUUGGUCAGUGCCUAUGAUUUUUCCUGCUGUACUGAUUUGACUUUGUGGCCUGGUUUGGUCCUGUUUGUGCUCAUUACCACAGAUAUGACCAAAGAUAGCACUCUCACAACAUUCUGACUUUAAAUCAAACCAGCAGGAGUUCGUCAUUUGAGGCUUCCAGAAAAAUGGUUAUAUGCAUGUAGCAUUCAUGGUCUUUUCACAGCUAUGGCUUAAGCUAACAUUAGCUAAGAUAUAGCAUUUAGUAGUUAACUUUUGCAAACUUGAAAUCAAUGGGCCAUAACACAUUCAGUGAGGUAACGAAAUCUUUGCAUUCAGUAUUCUGUUGCCUGAAUGUGAACCAACAAUGUACAGUAUGUGUCAUCGAUGGGUGGCCAGCUUUAGAGGGAGCCCAACUUUGCUGCCGUUUCUAAUUGCAUUAUCACAUUAUUCACAUGUUCAGGACUCCAAACACUAAGUCUACAAAUGGACUUCUCCUUCAUCAGUUAAUUCCAGCUGUGUAAAGGUGGUGAAAAUAUGAAUCAAACACUGACAUAUGAUUGACCCUGCAGGUUAUAGUGGGAGGAUGACAUAAGUGUUAACACACACGCACGCGCGCGCACACACACACACACACACACACAUAUACACGAUGAUGGGCCAGCUCCACAAGGGGGAACAUUUGUCUUCUGAAAAUAGCAGAAGGAGCCAUGUGACUUGGAAACUAUUUCAAGUAAUGUCCUUUUCUUAGGCUGACCACAUGCACACAGAUAGUGGCCUUGAGAGAGUUGAUGAGUCAUUUAAGGCAGCGACUCUGUAAAAGAAUGUUCCACUCUGUGGGCUCACUGUGAUCAUGUCAGCAGCAUGUGCAAGGUGAGAUUCUGUCUAGGAACAAAGUGGUCUGUCCUGAAGUAAUAGACAGUGAAAGAUGUAGCCCACUGUUUAUCCUGUGUUCUCUCGUGUGUACUGUAUGUGUGUGUGUUUGUAGAAAGUCAACGGCUGUCCCUUCAUGACCAACGAUGCAGGCUUCGCCUUGGCCUACGCUGUCAUAAUGCUGAACACUGACCAGCACAACCACAAUGUCCGCAAGCAGAAUAUCCCCAUGACUAUAGAGCAAUUCAAGAAGAAUCUGAAGGGAGUGAAUGGAAAUAAAGACUUUGACCAGGACAUGUUGGAGGAUCUUUACAAUGCUGUCAAGAAUGAGGAGAUCGUGAUGCCAGAUGAGCAGUCCGGGUUAGUGAAGGACAACUAUGUAUGGAGUGUGCUGCUUCACCGCGGUGCCACACCCGAAGGUCUUUUCCUCCACCUGACACCCGGCAGCUACGACCAUGACUUGUUCACCAUGACCUGGGGUCCCACCAUCGCUGCCCUCUCCUACGUCUUUGACAAGAGCCUGGACGACAACAUCAUCCAGAAGGCCAUCACUGGCUUCAGGAAGUGCGCCAUGAUAGCAGCUCACUAUGGCUUCAGUGAUGUUUUUGACAAUUUGAUCAUCUCCCUCUGCAAGUUCACCACUCUGAGCAGCGAGUCUGUGGAAAACCUCCCUACAGUCUUUGGCAGCAAUAAUAAAGCACAGACAGCAGCCAAAACGAUGUUUGACCUCUCCCAUCGGCAUGGCAACAUCCUGAGGGAGGGCUGGAAGAACAUCAUGGACUCCAUGCUACAGCUGUUCAGAGCCGAGCUCCUGCCCAAAGCCAUGGUGGAGGUGGAGGAUUUUGUGGAGCCCAAUGGGAAGAUUUCUCUUCAAAGAGAGGAAACGCCUUCUAAUCGUGGUGAGUCGGCGGUGUUGAGUUUUGUUAACUGGUUGACGUUGAGUGGAGCCGAGCAGUCAGGACUUAGAGGACCGUCCACGGAAAACCAGGAGGCCAAGCAGGCUGCUGUCCUCUGCAUAAAGCAAUGUGACCCAGAGAAGCUGAUCACAGAGAGUAAAUUUCUCCAGCUGGAGUCUCUACAGGAGCUAAUGAAGGCUCUGAUAUCAGUCACCCCAGAUGAAGAGACUUAUGAUGAAGAGGAUGCUGCCUUCUGCUUGGAGAUGUUGCUGCGUAUCAUUCUGGAGAACCGAGACCGUGUGUCGUGUGUGUGGCAGACUGUACGAGACCAUCUCUGCCAUCUUUGUGUCCACCCCAACGAGAGCUGCUUCCUGGUGGAGAGGGCUGUGGUGGGACUCCUUCGGCUCGCAAUCCGCCUGCUACGACGAGAAGACAUCAGCUCUCAGGUUCUCCUUUCCCUGCGUCUCCUGCUGAUGAUGAAACCUCCCGUGUUGUCCCGGGUCAGUAGGCAGGUGGCCUUUGGCCUCCAUGAGCUGCUGAAGACUAAUGCAGCCAACAUCCACAGCACAAAUGACUGGUUCACGCUUUUCUCCUUGCUGGAGUGCAUCGGAGCCGGAGUGAAACCGCCCGCCUCCUUCCAGCUCGCUUCCACCCCUACUGACAACGACACAGGAGCCCAGUCAGAUAGCGAGCUGCCCUCUCAUCAUGUUAGUGAAGUGAGUUUAGACCGGGGCUACACGUCUGACUCAGAGAUCUACACGGAGCACAGCAAGACCAGGAUCCCUCGCUCCACAACAGAUGUGGAUGUAGCAAGCAGUGGAUGGCUCGUGGUUGGGAGAGAUGACCUGGAGAUGAGUAAGAGCCCUCAAGUGAACUCCAAAGCUCAGCUGAAUCAUCCCCUUGUGAACCAGUACAGUCUGACGCUGGGUCAGGACCUGGGCCAGCACGACACCAAGUCUCUCAUCAAGUGUGUAGAGACGCUCUCGUUCAUCGUCCGUGAUGCCGCCCAUGUCACCCCUGACAACUUUGAGCUGUGUGUCAGAGCCAUACGAGUGUUUGUGGAGGCCAGCCUCAAUGGAGGUUACCGCAACCAUGACAAGAAGAAGAGCCACAAGUACGACUCCUCCAAGUCCCGGAUGAGAAAGAAGGCAGGGGGAAGGGAUAAGGAGGGCGGAGGUGGAACGAGGCGAGGUGGCAACCGGGCGUCCAAUCAGCGUCCAUCACGUUCCCACAGUGACGAGGAGGAGGACGAGGGUGUCCCUGCCAGCUACCACACGGUGUCAUUACAGGUUAGUCAGGACCUGUUAGACCUGAUGCACACUCUGCACACAAGGGCUGCCAGCAUCUACAGCUCCUGGGCAGAGGAGCAGCGCCACCUGGAGGCUGCAGGAAGGAAGAUCGAGGCCGACUCCCAGACCCUGUGGACCAGCUGCUGGUGCCCGCUGCUGCAAGGCAUUGCUUGGCUGUGCUGUGAUGCCAGACGUCAGGUCCGUAUGCAGGCCCUCACCUACCUCCAGAGGGCGCUGCUGGUCCAUGAUCUGCAGACACUGGAUGCAACCGAGUGGGAGUCCUGCUUCAAUAAGGUGCUUUUCCCGUUGCUGACUAAGCUGCUUGACAAUAUAAGCCCAGCAGAUGUGGGCGGUAUGGAGGAGACCAGAAUGAGAGCCUGCACCCUCCUGUCAAAGGUUUUCCUCCAGCACCUCUCUCCUCUGCUGUCCCUGCCCACCUUUGCUGCCCUCUGGCUCACCAUUCUGGAUUUCAUGGACAAGUACAUGCACGCAGGCUCCAGUGACCUGCUGUUGGAGGCCAUCCCUGAGUCCCUGAAGAACAUGCUGCUGGUGAUGGACACAGCAGGGAUCUUCCACAGCGCUGACUCCAGGACAGGAUACUCAGACCUGUGGGAAAUAACCUGGGAACGAAUUGUGUGCUUUCUGCCUCACCUGAGGGAGGAGCUCUUCAAGCAGACCGUCAUACAAGAUCCAGUGCCCAGUCCUCCAGCAGAGCCCGUGCAGCCGACACCCUCGGCAGGCCGGCCUUCAUCCCCUCAAGUGUCUCCGCCAGCUGCUCAGCCAACCUCCCCAGUCCCAGUUAACCCUGCAGAGACACGGACCCCCAGCAGGCCAGCAUCACCCCAGGAGCGCCAACCAGCCGGUGUCAACGGAUCGGCCCGCUCGUCUCCGGUGCCACCCUUGAUUCCCCCCGUGCCAUUAACAACGUCCCCUGCCCAGGCCCCCUCACCCUUGAGCCAGUCCCCCCUCAUCCUGCAGCCUCUCGACUCCCCCCUGCAGGUGGGAGUCCCGCCCAUGUCCCUGCCAAUCAUCCUGAACCCCGCCCUCAUCGAGGCCACGUCCCCUGUACCACUGCUUCCUGGUCCCAGGCCUACGAGCCCUUCUGAGUAAGAGAGCCCCCCCCCCCCCCACACUCUGUCCUCUUUCCAGCCCUCCCCCCCUUAAACUACUGGAUCCCACGGACUUCAACUACAGCUUCAAGAGCUUGUCACAAGGUUCUUUAAACGAUGUAACAUGUGCGAGAAGACAAAAUAGAUGUGCCACCUCAAUUAUACCACAUUUUAUUCAAAGGAGAAGAGACGUGAGGUUUUCUUUUGCACGUUGUUUUAUUCCUGUAUGUCCAGAUAUCCGGGAACAGGAAAUGCAGGAUAGAGUCAUACUAUGAAAAGUAUUAAAAGUAAAAGUGUGAUUGAGGUUAAGUGGGUUGACCGUACCUGUCGAUAACAACCAUGGUAGCUACCAUGAGAGGGCUGACUGUGUGCUGCACACAUGGCCAGCAUUUUAUCGGCUGAUUCCAGUCUUUUAAACUCGAUGCAUCAUAUAUAUUUUAGACCAAUACAAUAAAAUACAAAGUCUGAUUCUGUUUUCCCACCACAGCUUUAUUCUUGGGAAUGUAAGGCAGCCGUCAGUUCUUUUAAAAUCUCAUGAAAAGACCCAACGCUAACAGUUAGUACGGCACUCCAUGAAUCCACAUGUGGUGCUCUAGUGAGUGUUUGAAUGUGGAUCCAAAUACACUGCAGUGUGUGUGUUGAUGGUGAUGAAGGACCAUCCAGAGCAGCAGUUGGCUCAUUGAUGAAGAACACGUAUGAGGCUGUGGCGCACUCACUAGACUUGUUAGGAAGUGUCAGCGGGGCUCUGCUGGUAGGAACACAGAUAUAAACUACCACCACCACUGGGGGACAUGGUCUCAGGACGUCUACAGGUCUGUUCAGGCUACAGCCCUGGUGUCCAUGUGUGGGAAUAUUCCUGAUCUGAUCACCAUCGGGUUCAUGUAUUUAGGAUAAACGUUGAUUAAAUGUGUGGAAUAAAGGAUCGGUAUAUCCAAACUGGGGUUUAGUCUAGAGGUAGCACCGUCACUCCCAUGUUUUCUCAUUACCCCCUCCCCCUCUCUUGCAUAGCUGCGAACUUAAUAAGACCAGGCUGACCUCAUGGCUUUGCUCACACACCUGUGCUUCAUAUUCAUUUGGAGAUUUCCAGCGGGGACAGUCAGUGAGUUAUUGUGGUUGGAGGUACUGCAUGUUGUUGAUUAAAUGAGAUUCCCAGAGCUGUUGUAUCACCACUGUUUGAUCAGCGUCUGAUUGAACACUGUACAGAAAAGGACUUUAUUUAUUUACCGAUCACUUUGUGCCUCACAGAGGCUACAGACGGAGACACUGGCCCGCUCUCUUUCUUUCUUUUCAACUCUGCAUGAGCUCUUUGCCCCCAACGACUAAACACCAGCCGUGAUUCCUCUCCCACCCAACAGAGAGGGGCUGUGUUGUGUGCACAUGAUGGACGGAGAUGUCACAUCUACCACAUUCCAAAAUGGAGAUACUUGAGCGUGCAGUGAGCUCAGUCCACUGCAUGGAGCAGAGCGAGGGAUCCAUGUAGACUUUAGUGUUUCAUGAUAAGUCGAACACAUAAUGAAAGAGUUCCGUAUUGAUGCCAUUUGAUCAUGUUUGUGUAGCUGCAACAGUGCACACAUGAGUCCCCCAGGGCCUUCAUGUAGACUCGUACCACACGGAGGUCAUAAUGAUGACGGCAGUAACUGAACCUCUUCUGCUUACAUGUAAUCAUUACUGAACAUUUACUGAAAUUAUAACAUUUAAAUAGUUUUACUUUGAAAAUCAGCCAUCUCCAUAGAUUUAAUUUUGUCUGCAGGUUAUUUCAGUUCAGUAAGUUUCAUCUGUCAUGGGGCCAAAGGCUACAUAUCACAUCACACACAUAGGACAACAUUAUACAAUCCACCUUUUGUAAAUACUGAAAUAUAUAAAGUGCAUAAUAACAGAGUUAACUAAUUCAGAUAGAAAAUUAAAGAACAUAUCAUUAUUUUGCACAAAUUGAAUCUAGAGACUCAUGUUGAAAUUCCAAAUGAGAGAAUUGAGACGGGAACAUCUGGUCUGCCAAGAUUAGACGGAUCAGAUGACAUGGUGUGAAGUGACUUACCUGAGGUCUGCUCCGCCUCCUUCAGGGUCAUUGUCUGUUCACGACGUCUGAUUCAGACAAACUCUUUAUUUGGAUGUGAAAGCUGUCAGUGGAGCUCUGGUGCAGAGGGUUAGUGCUGUUGACCACAGCUGAGAUCUCUGUGUUGUGUGUCAUAUCAUUUGGUAACCAUGGAAACACAUAUGCUCAUUAGCAUGCGAGUACAGGGAUUUUACCAGAUCAGCAUAAAAGUUAAAACGAUGUUUUAGCAGUGACCACAGUAACUGUUCCCUUGUUUAUUUAUGACUUAUGACAUUUGUGAUUAUGAUUCCAUGACCUGACUUCAUCUGAGUUUGUCUGAUAACAUUUGAGCACCUUGAACACAAGUGGCACCACUUUGACCGGCCUUCUGACCACAGUGGCAUUUAGAGCCCGUGAGUUCAGAUAGUUUUAGGAACAUGUUGAAGUGCUGUCGUUUCCUUCGUAUGUAUUCAGUCUGCUCCCAUAGAAAGCGGCUGCCGCUGUCGCAUGCUGAUUGUGCCUUGUGUGCAAUGACAUGGAGCCUGACCGGCUGAUGGAGACUAAUUCACCAUUUUAAUGCCAAAUGACGUAGAGUAGAGUAAGGUGUAGACGUGGACAGCUUAGCAUCCGCUCAGCGUGGCCCUGGGAUCCUCUCGGUGAUGUGACAUGUUAUUUAUUGAGUUGUGAAAGAAGAGGACUUCUCCACUGCAGUACAGCUGUUGGGUGACACUACAGCCUCAUAGAGCCGCCAACAGGAGAUGUUUUGUAAGCUGUGUUUAUUUGUUGGAGGGGACUCUUAUCAGGUGUGGAGUCUUGCUUGAACAGGAAAUUACAUGAAUAUAAUGUGUAUAUAUAAAUGAAAGGUAAUGUACUUUUUACUAUGUAAUAAAUAUAAUGUAAAGAAAGUG